Solanum stenotomum is the source of this 1956-nucleotide messenger RNA. RefSeq lists its product as uncharacterized. The record is from RefSeq and is a predicted model, not a curated record. The transcript has 4 exons. Lineage: Eukaryota; Viridiplantae; Streptophyta; Magnoliopsida; Solanales; Solanaceae. The coding region runs from base 1 to 1956 and encodes 651 amino acids.
AUGCCAGCUGCACCUGUUAAACAGCACAGCCCAAUUACAAUCACUGUGACUACCAAAGGUUCUGCAUCACUUGCCCAUCAACAAUAUGAUCCAAAGGCAAUCACUGACAAAAACAACGGUAAUAGGUUAAGAAGUAUAUAUUGUUGCAAUAUUAAACAACUCCCCAACAAUCCAAGCAUUUUAAAGAAAAUGCCUUCUUGUGAAUACUGUGGGGCAAAAAGAUUUCAGUAUGAAUCACCAGGAUUUUGCUGCAGUAAUGGCACCGUUAAAUUAGCAUCACAUGAAAUGCCUACAAAAUUACUAAAUCUGUUGUUAGGAGACACUGCUGAAUGCAAACAUUUCCGUACCUACAUUAGAAUGUACAAUAACAUGUUUGCAUUUACUUCUCUUGGAGUAAAAUAUGACAAAGAGCUAGCAAAAAGAUAUCAUGGUAUAUACACCUUUAGAGUUCAAGGACAAAUGUAUCAUUUCACUGAUAAUGUAUUACCUUCAAAUCAACAACCAAGAAAUCUACAAUUAUAUAUUUAUGAUGAUGAUACUGAAAUGUUGAAUCGUAUGGCCUCUUCCAGUAUUGCUGAUCAAUCAGUUGUUCAAAAAUUAAUGAAUAUAUUAAAGAUAAAUCCUUACUGUAUCUUUCUAAAAUCUCUAAUGCAAGUUCCGAAAGUACCAAACUUGUAUAUUGCACUCAAUUGUGACUCUACAUUAAAUCAGCAAGUUUAUAACCUACCGACAGUUUCAGAAGUGGCGGCAAUAUGGUUAGACCAACAACCAAACAAUAGUAGCUCUACACCACAUAUUCAAAUUUAUCCUUGUAGCAACACCAAUCAAUUAGUCAAUUAUUACUAUGGUUGCUAUGAUCCUUUACAGUAUCCAUUGUUAUUUCCAUUUGGUCAAAAUGGUUGGCAUUGUGGAAUUAAAAGAGUUGAACAGAUUUGCAAGAAAAAAAUUCGAUCUCAAUGUGAAAAUGAACAACUUCCAAGUUUAUCAAGUAUGUGUUCUAUUGAGGGACUGCUUGAUAUGGAAGCUAAAGUACUACAAAAAGGAAAACGAAAAAGAGAUGACAUCUCUUGUCGUGAAUACUAUUGUUAUAAAUUUCAAAUGAGACAUAAUGAAAUAAAUGGAGUAUUACAUUCAGGAAGACUUUUCCAACAAUACUCAGUUGAUGAGUUCAUAAAAAUUGAAACUCAAAGGCUAGAUUUUGUCUCCUAUAAUCAGGAUUUAUUUCGGACUGAUCCAUUACAAGGGCUUAUUGAUUUUCAUAGACAUGGUGACAGAGAUGCUUCAAAAGUAGGAAAACAAACGUUUCUUCCUGUAAGCUUUACAGGAGGUCCUAGAGAUAUGCGUCAACGUUAUAUGGAUGCUAUUACGUUAGUUCAACAUUUUGGAAAACCUGAUAUAUUUUUGACUAUGACUUGUAAUCCUUCUUGGCCAGAAAUAGAAGAAUAUUUACUGUCAACGGAUGAAGCUCAAAAUAGACCUGAUUUGAUUUGCCGAGUAUUCAAAGCAAAAGUUGAAGAGCUAAAAACAGAUAUAUUAAAAAAAAACAUAUUUGGAAAAGUUGUUGCACUUAUGUACACUAUUGAGUUUCAAAAACGAGGCCUUCCACAUGCUCAUUUUCUUCUAAUUCUUAAUGAUGAUUUCAAAUUAAUUACUCCCGAAUCAUAUGAUCAAGUUGUUUCUGCUGAGCUUCCUAAUAUAAAUGAAAGUCCUUACUUACAUAAACUUGUUAAAAAACAUAUGAUGCAUGGUCCUUGUGGUUAUUUAAAUCCUACAAAUUCAUGUAUGAAGAAAAAAGGAAUUUGCAAAUUCAGGUACCCAAAGAAUUUUGCUGACAAAACAACAAAAGGAAAAAACUCAUAUGCAGUCUAUAGAAGAAGAAAUACAGGCGAGCAUGUCGAGAGGCUGUAUGUUAUCAAAUGCCUUAUAGCUUGCGACAUCUGUUUGCUACAAUAUUAG